UUUGAAGCGCAAAUGGCGGCCAAGCCAGUAAAAAUGGUCAAGAAGGUUUUGCUACGUGUUUGGUGGGAUUGGCAGGGAAUCAUCUACUAUGUUACUCCUUACGACUGAUCUUCAUUCGGACCUGUGAAGACACCGUGUGAAGUAGGCAAUCUCCCAAAAGGGGCCAGCUUUUGCGAAUACGAGAGGCAUUGUUUUUUUUUUUUAUCAAGAAAGCUUGGUUGAGAGAUACUUAUGCAUACAUCUUAAAGUACGGACUUGGCACCAACUGAUUUCUACCUGUUCUUGUGUAUCCCUAAUGAUUUCGCUGGACUCGGUUUCAGAGGAUCUUGUGGACAUCGACUGUCCCGUUUAUUUUGCUACUAAAGUAAGAAGUUACUAGAAGAACCUCAACUUGAAGAGUGUUUUGUAAAGAUAAAUAUGUACAUAUUUGAAAUUUGAAUACCACUACCAAUGGUAAUGGGGUAGGUUUACAUGAUACUUUGACGUAUGCCGUGACCCGCUAUACAGGGUUGCUAUGAACAAAAAAACAAAAAAAACACGCUAAGCAUAUUUACGUUGACCAGCUGAGACCAACACGUGCGGCACGUUUAAUCAAUAUUGCCAAACAAUAAUAAACCGUUGAACUGCUAACGGUGUUAGGACUCGCAGCUACGCUGCUCAGGGGUUGACAAGGCGAGUCACCAAAACAAACUCAAGCGAGUAACUAGCCAACUCAAAGUUUGGCCAAAACAAAGCGCAGCACACCUGCCACUGUCGCAAACAGAUAUGUUUUAGUAGGCAAACUUGAAAGAUGUGUGUCCGCGUCAAGGGAUGACACUUAAAAAAAAUAAAAAUAAAAAUAGAAUUUAGUAAAUAAUUUUCGGAAUUUACUGUCAACAAGUUUUUUUUUAACCGGUCAAUCCAAAUAUUGUUAAUAAAAAAAACUGUUAGUUUCUGCAUGUGCUUGGACUGUGUAGUAUGGAUUUAUGCCUGCGAGGGUCGCAGAUUAAUCUAGUUGAACGUCAGAAACCACGUCCCAAAUAUAGUUCCCAAACGAAUUUGUAUCAACCGCCAAGCGGCAACAAUCCUAACAACUACAAUACACGCGCACGUCCACGUUCGGCACAAUUCUUCACGAAACGUAGUCGCUCCUCGCCAUUUCUCAAUCGUCCACAAUCGGCUGAACUCAGUCAGUUUGGUGCUGGUGUCGGUGUUGGUGCUGUUGGUUGCACAAAUUUCGGCGUGGGACGCAGUUCAGGUGGUAACUGUGGUCAGUAUCAAGGACGAGGUGGCGAGUACGUGCCCGACAAAUUGAACAAAACCAGGCGCUAUCAAUCUAUUUCUUCAUCGAGUUUGUUGAAACUGUUGCUCGACGAGCCCAUAAAGCGCUCCUGGCUGUGUCGCGGUAGUGUCUCCUCACCAGAAACACAAUCUGAACAGAGUAGUACCAGGAAGCAGACAUACACCGAUUACAAUAAGCGAACGCGCGGAACGGAGACAAGUAGUGUUGAGAGUGAGAGGUGCCGAACAGCGCAAGCAGCGGGUGUAGAGAACCAUAGAUUUACAAUGAGCGCCUCAACCUCGCGCUUGUCGAGCGGCAAUUCGGUUUCGAGUUAUUCGCGUGAAAAGUCUGCUGGUUCCACAGCCUCUACCACUUCGCUACGUGCCACUGACUAUUGGCAUACAAAUAAUACUACAGCACAUACGUCAAUGCUGCAGAAGCAAGCCAAACCCGAUCUUCCGGGACGUGUGUCCUUCUCUAAGCCCAAUGCGAGCUUGCUAUAUGAAGCAGAUCUGAGCCUUAGCGAUUGCGAAAAUGAAAAACAAAAGUCACAUGAAUUUACAGCAACCACAAAGAAUUUUGCAAACAAUGCUUCCAUUUCGGAACCAGGACCUGUUACAUUGCCAGCUGCAGUUAACUGCAGUAGCAAACGUGAAUUUGCUGCGCCAACCUUAUCGUGUGGUGAGCUCUCCACCUCGGCUGGUUCUAAGAAGUCAGUGCAUUUCGGCGCGGCUGCUGGUGGCGAAGGCAUACUCGCCGAAACCUAUGAAUAUCCAAAGUGUCCAUCGGAAAAUUGUUCGUGUAGCACACGCAGUUCGUCGACGGCAAGCAGCACACAGGACAUUGGUGUCGAGGGCAAGUGUACUUGUGACUCGCCGACUUGCAAAUUGAGCGUUGAGCGUAUGUUGCGACGUUCGAGUCUAACAGAUAUUGACGAUAAAAUGGAUUUCAAUCUAAAGGCUGAUGGUCCGAAGAAAAACACUGCCAUUGCAGCUGAAGAACUGCAGGUAAUACGUGACUACAAAAGUGUCGUUGGCGAUCAGUUGGAGAACUCGGUGGUUAAGCAGAUACUCGAGGAGGACAAAAGCAAAUUUGGGAGCUAUGACAACUCGAAUAAUACGCUCGAAAUGCCCACAUACUUGGAUAAGUAUGCGUCACCAAGCAGAUCGAAUGUUUACUCAGAUAAACCAAAUAACCUAUCCGAAGGAAAACCAUCAACAAAUGUAAAAAAUGGCGCUAAAAAGAAUCUGGUUGGCAGCAACGCCAAUGAGCUCAACAAAAUGGAUAAUAAUUUGGAAAAUAAUUUCAAGUCGCAGGCCGCAUAUGCUCCUACUAGCGAUACAGUCAUCAAUAAUUAUUUGAAAGUUGCUGCGACCACACCACUAAUGAUCAAGAAGAAGGAAAAUAAUCGACCGAACUCCGGUGAAAAGCAAAUACAAAACAAGGAAAACAAAUCGGUAACAGCGCCAAAUAAUCAACCAACGAGUAGCAAAAGUAAUGGUAAUGCGAAGCUGAAGAAAGCGACGAGUUUUGGCAGCCUGCGGGAAGAUUCGAAUUUGACCGACUUCAAUCUGGACAAAGUCGAUAGCUGGAUGUCUAUGCAUGGCGAGAGCAUGAAUCAGCGUAAAAUACUUUCGAAGCAUAAAUCUUUAGACGGCGACUUUGAGAAAUUUACAGCUACUGAUUUGGUCGAAGACGAGCAUAGAGCAGAUAUUUUAAAUGAACGUGAUGGCGACAAUGCAUCGCAGGUGUCUACCAAGUCGGAUGGUGAAUCCACAUACGAUGAGAUCGUCUCAGUGAUUAAAGAGAUUGAUGAAGACAAAAAGAGAGAUAACUAUGCGGAGAGGGCAGCUAAUGAGUUGGAGCUCAAGCUCAAUACAACAGCAGAUACGGUGACCUUGCCUGCGUCAGGUGAGGAGAAGACUGCUGAAAAUAGCAAGUCGCCGGAUAAAUACAAAGACAUCCUUAGUUACUUAGAUACCGUUGAAGAUAGUUGUGAUCGCACUUUGCUCGAGACACGUCGUUCUAUACCGGAGUCUAAUCGCUCCGAAAUCGAAUUUGUCGUGGAACCCGAUAUAGCUGAAGAUGUGCCGAAGCUAGCCGAUCUACUCAUGCUGCCCAAUCAUCAGCUCGCACGUCGCGUCAUCGCUUUGAGUUUGCGUGCCAAUGAACUCGCCAAUGCUGUUUAUCUCUCCAAGGAACAUGUAAUGAAAGUGCGUACGGAGAAGCAGAAGUCUAUACGUACUGAGAAAGCAACUGCUGCGAAUCGCUUGCGUGAGCAGAAGAAACAUUACGAGUUGAUUGUAAAGCGGCAUCAGGGUUUUAUAGAGCAGUUACUAAAGGAUAAGGGCUCACUUUGCGAGAAAGUCGCUGCUCUAACACGCCGCUUAGAAAGUCAAAAUCAAGCUUGGGAACACAAAUUAGAAACGGAGGUAGCGCGCGUCAAGGAAACAACUUUGGCUGGCGAGAAGAUUAGGCGUGAGCGUUGGGUGCGCGAGAAUACAAAGAAGAUCAAAGAGCUCACUGUGAAGGGUUUAGAAGCGGAAAUUAAUAAGAUGACUUGCAAUCAUCAACGUGAAGUAAACGAACUUAAGCAGGCACAACAGCAACAGCUAUUAGAUUCGCUCGAAGAGGCGCGUCUUAAACACGAACAGAUUGAGAAUUCGAUACGUGAGUCCUGUGCACAAGAUCGUGAAUCGAUUAUUGAGAAGGAACGCCUGGCUAUACGCGAGAGAUUUGAGCGUCAGUUAGAGGAGGAGCGCAAAUGUUUUGAUGAGCAGCGACAAAAACUCGUUGAUGAUUUCAAUGCUGAGCGUAUACGCCUACAGAAUGAGCUAAAGAUGAAAGAUGCCGACUUCCAAAUGCGUAGACAGGAGCUACAACGCGAGAAAGAAAUUGAGUUAGAGCAAACAGUUGCCGAGUUACAGGAGAAGAUGUUCAAACAAGAGGAGAAAUAUCAGAAUCGCAUCAACACUAUUGAGAAACAGUACGAAGCUGAUUUUGAGCUUUGGAAGCGUGACUAUGAGAACGAAUGCAAGGUGUCACAAGUUGAGAAGGAGAAUGCGAUCCGCCAACACUAUCGUGCCGAACGUGACCGACAAAUCGAUGCUAUUGUCAGUCGCAUGGAUGCUGAGGCGUUGAAACAUGCCGAAGAGCAUGAUGCCAAAUUAAAUCGUUUAAAAGACAAGUAUGAAAAGGACCUGCAGUUAGUUGAGAAUGCAGAGCGUUCACUGCGUGAGAAAUACACAGAUACGCGUAGUUCUUUAGCGGAGGCUGACGCCAAAGUACGCAACUCCGAAGCGGAGAUCAAGCAGUUAAAAAUGGAAUUGGAGCAUAGCAAGAAGAUGUGCAAUGAUCUCUUAGCCGAACGGGAUCAACUUCGUGAUAAUUUACGCAACGAAGUACAAAGUGAGGUGGCGGUAAUCAAAUCGGAGCGGGAUACCGAAAUACAAAAGAUACACAAGAGGGUACAACAAGCGAUAGAGAAGAAGGAUGCCACCAUUGACUUGUUGCAGAAAGAAAAUGGCAGUCUGCGUGAACGCUGUCUCAAGCUGGAGGCGGUCAUCAGGCAACAGCGCAAGGAUUAUUGUGUGAAGUGAUGCCAUACAUUUAAAAGUGGAUGUAUUCUUUAUAAAUAUAUUAUUUAACAAACUAACGACAGUUUUCUAAAGCAAUUUAGAGAAGCUUAGAUAUACAGCAAGCUGAAAAAUUUAUCAAAGCAAGCCGUCAGAUUUUAUAUUGUCAUCAACAUUUCAAUUAUUUUACAUUAUUUGUUAUAUUAUUGAGUUUUAUAUAAUUUGUAAAUAUUAAUUACGUUAAUGUUUCUUAUUGUCUAAUGAAAACAACGUUUUGUAACCCAUUUAGUAAACUCGAAUUCAACGUAUUUUUUUAAAUGUCCUCAAAGAGAAUGCAUUUAUUAUAAUUUUAUGUGAUUAUGC
Molecule: messenger RNA, 5199 nt
Organism: Bactrocera oleae (olive fruit fly)
Lineage: Eukaryota; Metazoa; Arthropoda; Insecta; Diptera; Tephritidae
Gene: dila
Product: centrosomal protein dilatory
Biological process (GO): intraciliary transport involved in cilium assembly; cilium assembly; regulation of centrosome duplication
Cellular component (GO): centriolar satellite
Source: RefSeq, a predicted model, not a curated record